CUUUUUGUGACAGCUGGCCCAGUGCCAGUCAACUGGAGCUUUUCUUGCUAAUUCUUCCAUGGGGAAAACUUAACUGUGGCUGUUUGACGGUCCAGCGAGCCUCAGUGGAGUUUUGACUGGCAUAAGGGGGAGCCUCCUUAAUUGUCAAUCUGAAGCUCUGGUCCUCAUCUCCAGCCUCAGUUAACUCCUGCCCCCCCCCAGCAAAGGGCAACAUGACCCAGGAGGGGCAGGCUCUGCCCUCUCCCACCCCACCAGAGAACCCAGUGGAGCCCUCAACAGCCGCUGCCUCCACCUCCACCACCCCCGGCCAGCCGACAGACACGCACAGCCAGGCCGAGCUGGACAGGCCAGGAGAUGGCCUGGAAGAGUCGGAGGCAGAGGAGGGUGAGGGUAAACAACAGGAGGAGGUCAGAGAAGGAGAGGAGGAGGCACAAGGAGAGACACCAAGAGAAGGAGAGGCAAGGGCAGACAAAAAGGAUGAGGAAGCAGAAGGUGAAUGGAAAGUGGAGAGGAUAGAUUGUGCAGGUGAUGAAAAUCUACAGACAGAAGGAGGGGUGGAGGGAGAAGGGAAAAAGAAGGAAGGCAAGAGAGAGGAAGGAGGUCUAAAUGAAGUAGUAAGCUCAGCUGUGGAGGGGGCGACAUGCAAAGAGGAGGAGAUGAAAGAGGAAGAGGAGGGAAAUGAGAAUGAAGAGACGGCACCAACAGAACAGGAGGCAGCUCAGCCUGAACAGGCUGGCGGACUGGAAAACGGAAUAGAUGGACAUGAGGAAAAUGAUGAGGGGGAGGAGGAUGGAGGGGAGGAGGAGGAUCUGCAUACACACUUGGACACUUUCAGCUCUACCUUUGAGAUUACAGUAGAACAGGCUGACACAGAAGUGGAGGAGGAGGAGGAGGAGGAAGUGGUCCAGAAGGAGGGAGAUGGGAGAGAAAACCAGGACAGUUUUAGCUCAGUGUUCGAGCAGAUUGUUGAGCAGGUCGAUGCACGAGAGGAGGAAGAGGAAGAAGAGGAAAGGGAGCUGGAGGAAGAGAGGGAGAGAGUUAAGGGGGACAACAAAGAUGGCUUCAGCUCCACUUUUGAGCGCAUUGUAGAGUCGGCCCUACUGAGGGGCGGUACUUGCUACAGCAGCCUGGACUCGCUGGACGUGUUGUCCCUCACAGAUGAGACGGACAGCUGUGUCAGCUUUGAGGCACCACUGACACCACUAAUCCAACAGAGGGCGCUGUUACAGGGCCCUGAACCUCUGGAGCUGGAGCUAGCCACUGUGCAGGAGCAGGAGGGGUCUGAGCCCGGGCCAGAAGCCCCAAGAGGUGAUGCUGAGGCUGGGGAGAGCACAGCAGGCCCAGACCCUGGACAUGGAGCUGUGGCAGCAGCUGGAGGAGCAGGAGGAAGCCCACUGAGAACCACAAUACCAGCAAGCAGGUCAGAGUUUGUGCUCAGUCAGCCUGGACGGUGGGCCAUCCCUAAUGGAUACCAUACAGACACCCAGGGGGCCACGGAAGGUUCUGGAGCCCUGCUCAGCUCUGUCAGCGAUGCCAACCUCACAGACGUGCUGUCUGACUCGGAGCAGUGUGAUCUGGGCAGUCUGGAGCGUUUGGAGCGUGGCAGCACCGACACUCUGGCCAACGGCUGCCGAGCCGACUGUGAGGCCGCCAAGAGGCUUGCCAAACGCCUCUACCACCUCGAGGGCUUCAAACGCUGCGACGUAGCCAGACACCUGGGCAAGAAUAAUGAGUUUAGCCAGUUGGUGGCGUCAGAGUAUCUGAGUUUCUUCGACUUCUCUGGCCUGUCACUGGAUCGAGCCCUGAGGAACUUCUUGAAGGCCUUUCCGCUGAUGGGGGAGACCCAGGAGAGAGAGAGGGUCCUUGUACAUUUCUCAAAACGCUUCUGCCACUGCAGCCCACAGACACCCACCUCUGAAGAUGGAGCCCACACAUUAACCUGUGCCCUCAUGCUGCUCAACACUGAUCUACAUGGACACAAUAUCGGGAAGAAAAUGUCCUGCCAGCAGUUCAUCAGUAACCUGGAUGGCCUCAAUAAUGGCAAAGACUUCCCCAAAGACUUAUUAAAGGUCUUGUAUAACUCAAUCAAGAAUGAGAAGCUCGAGUGGGCAAUUGAGGAGGAGGAGCUGAGGAAGAGUCUGUCGGAGCUGGUGGAGGAGCAGUGUGAGGGCGGGAGUAAACGUGUUGCCAGGGUAACAGACGGCAGUAACCCUUUCAUCGCCAUCCCCAUCCUCCUCAACGCCGUCACCUACAAACACGGAGUACUGAACCGCAAGAGUCACGCAGACAUGGAUGGAAAACGCACCCCACGGGGUCGCCGUGGCUGGAAGAAGUUUUAUGCGGUUCUGAAGGGGAUGAUCUUGUAUCUCCAGAAGGACGAGUAUAAGCCGGAUGCAGACCUGUCGGAGGUGGACCUGAAGAAUGCUGUGCGCAUCCACCACGCCUUAGCCACCCGCGCCACCGACUACAGCAAGCGUGCCAACGUGUUGAAGCUGAAGACCUCAGACUGGAGGGUGUUCCUGCUGCAGGCCCCGAGCGAGGAGGAAAUGAUGUCGUGGAUUUUCCGGAUAAAUCUUGUGGCGGCGCUGUUCUCCGCCCCAGCGUUCCCUGCUGCCAUCGGCUCUAUGAAGAAGUUUUGUCGGCCCCUCCUGCCGUCCUCAACCACCAGACUCAACCAGGAGGAGCAGCUGCUGAGUCAUGAGAGCAAGCUGAAGCAGAUGAGCCUGGAGGUGGAGGAGCACCGGAAAAACCCGCCCUCGCCCGACCCCAAGAGCCGCGAGUGGGAGGAGUACCGCCUCAAAGAGCACUACCUCACGUACGAGAAAAGCCGGUAUGAGACGUACAUCAGCCUGCUGCAGGCCAAGCUGCGCGCUGAGACAGACGACCUGGAGAAGAUCGAAAGCAGCGUGAUGAGCGGCCUGAUGGGGGAGGGUGGUCGGCCCGGCCGCGAGGGCCACCUCCGUAAGACGCAGUCCUCCCCGUCCAUCAGCCAGGCUCACAGCGGGCUCAAUGGGAGAAGCACCGGACGCACUGCCCCAGGACAGAGGAGCUGAGGGGGGGGGGAGGCAGAGACCGCGACCCAUAAAGCAACAACCCUCCAAGCCAAACUAGCUUGAUCCUACAUCAUCAUCUUGAUUGGGUUUUUCCUUUGUUUUUGUUUUUUGGGUCCUCUGUUCUUCUUGGCUCUGCUCCUGGGCUGAUGGACAGUUGUAUCUGUUGCACUUGGUGGUAGUAGUGGUGGGGGGAGGGGGGGCAGUUACAGGACAGAUGACGUCACCUUCCUCCCUAGAAAUUAUCAGCGCUUGUUAGAAAUCUGUGGCCCUGAGCAAUAGAUGAAGGACCUACCCUCCAUCCUUGACAACUGAUCCUGCCAAACCUCAGUUCUUUUUAUUGCACAUUAAAUUGAUCAUAAUUGUGAUCACUAUUUAUCAUGAUAUUAUCAGUAUUAUUUUGAAGUGCAAGUAAGAUCGAUGAAAUUGUCAGUUGUCUUUUGUUGAAAUGUUUAUAGUUAUGAGCAGAUUGAGGAAAUCAUAGUUUUUUUUUUUGUUUGUUUGUUUGAGGUUAGAAAGAAGAACAAGGAGAGGACAGUAUAUGUGUUUAAUCCACUGUCAUGAAAAAUGUGGAGCAGAUUCCUUACAGCUGUCAGGCUAAUGUUACGUCCUGCACGCCAUUGGGGGGCUCUGUCCUGUCCUUGUCCUUCAGUCCCGAGGUGGGGCGGUGACAGUUCUGGGGCGGGAGGUGGUACUACUGUAGCAUUUUACUUUCUCACUUGCUCUCAGUCACACUGUUCCUCACAGGCCUGUGUGUGCAGAUACAGCAUAUCUGUCCCAGUGUUACAAAAAUUGUACUCUUGAACGCUCACAGCCAUGAACUCAGAUGAACUUGUGGAAGGAUCGAGUCCCUGUAUGUGGAGUCUAUUUAUUUAUUUAUUUAAUUUUUAAAACUUUAAUUUACAGUCAGAGAGUUUUGCAGAGCACACAUGCUCUUUUUCAGCAGCGCCCCGCUUCAUGGUCAUGUAAUUACACACCGCCUCAUCUGUGUGAGCUGCCCAGUACAUCCACUUUUUGAUGGAAGUUGCCUACCUUGCUCAAGGGCACCUUGACACUAGAGUUACUCAUUCAGGUGUCAGAUAUUCCCCAACAGAUGCAGGGAUUUGAACCAGUGAGCUUUGCGUCACAAGCCAUUUUCUCUGAUAUUUGGGGCACCGCAGCCCUUAAUACUGACAUGUAUUUAAUUAUUAUGUGUUUGGUUUCCCUCCAACUUAAGGCUGAACUUGAUAAGGAUAAGUGACUGAAUGAAAGCACUGUGCCAUGUUCUGUUCCUACGGUUCCUCCUCACUGCUCUUUUAAUGUCAUGACAAGUCCACUGACUGUUUGCUGGAGCUGAUUUCAAACUAGAGAUGGUCGACUGGUAGGUUUCUGAAGAUGGAAAUGAAGGACAGGAACAGGAAAGUACGGGUGGGAGGCACAUGAAAGAAUCUGCUGGUGUGUGUUUCGAUCAAGCAAAUACGUGCGGUUGUGUGAAUUGACGUGUUUAAGUGCUUGCAGUUGAGACGUUGAAGCUGUAGGCAACAGAAAUAAGUCAUUAAAGCAGGGUCAUGUUUUGUAUUAAGGUUUCAAAAGUGCUAUUUGGCGUGCUUGCUGAGAAACAAUGCCACGGCCUUCUGUUGAGUAAGACCGGCGUCACAAUCAGGCUCUGGCUCCUCAAAAGUACCUCAGCACAAAGACAGCUGUCAUCCUGUUGACUAGGGAUGGACCAAUACCUCUUUGUCACUGCCCAUACCAUCUCCAAUACAAAAAAAUCAAGUCACUCUGCUUUGAUCUGUAACACACUACAUAGGCCUCUUGGUGUCCUAUCUUAAUACUGGAGGAAUUCACUAAUACUAAUACCGUAUUAAGACUUGUAAUGGACAUUUAACAGUACUGUUGUUUCUGUAUUACUGGCAUCAUUCCCAAAAGUGGAUAAAACAUGAAGACAAGCAAGAUGUUUUUGGGGGACAGCAGAGAGACUGGCUGGUUGGAGAGCACAGCAGCAGGACUGCUCCAGCUGAGCAUGCUAAAGCCACGAACACUGCUAGGAUCCUGGAAUGGAGAGGGCAGGACGGCUCCACCAGCAGAGUAGGUGUCAACACAUCCUCCAUAUGGGUUAUGAGGAGGAGGAGGAUGGACUUUGUUCAGUAAAGACUGGCUUUGGUUUUCCAAACAGGAGGCUGUCUCUGCUGACUAAGAGGACAGCUAAAUAAAACGGAAAACUGAUGUCCUUUGCAAGAAGAGGAAUGUGACAUGUUGAGACUUUUUCAUGGAAGGAUUGUGUGUGAGGAGGUGGGAGGGGCACUGGUACCGCUGUUUUUGAGCACCUUAAUUGAUCCCUACCCAACCCAGUUCUACACAUAAAUACACAUAUUUCCUCUUCCUACCUAAUGUGCUUUUGACACAACUGUAGAUCAGAGAGCUAGCGGCCCCUCAGCAGCAUGCGUUCCUGUGGACACAACCAGAGCUGAGCGUAUCUAGGGUAUUAAUAAUCAUAUCUGCUCUGGACACAGCACUGCUGCUCCCUGUAUCACCCAACACUGACUGACAGGAUCUGAGAUCCUUUGGGACUGGGCUGGAAACCUGGAAUCACAGCUGGAACUCUGGAGUCGAAUCCUUGUACAGACCAAAAUCCUGGAAAUGAGUUGAAUUUUCAGAGAGGAGCUACCAUUUUAUAAAGCUGUAAUGUUAGGAUUAAAUAACUGCUUUCUUACUGGGAGACUUCCCCUUAUAGUCACUUUGGCUGUUGUGCUAACCAUAGUUUCCCAAUGUUCUAGGAUAGGCCUGUGCUGUAAUAUAGGAUUGUGAAAGAAAAAAAUAAUUGUUCAUUGUUUUGUUUUAUUUAAAAAAAAAAAAAGAAAAUACAAUUUCGGCACUUUGAUGUCAGCAUUGUAUCUGGAUUUUUUUUGUAUAUCUGAACUGUUUUUUGACAGGAUGCUCAUACUAUGUAAAGGACAUAUUUACUGAAUAUUUAGUCUGUGCUUCAUAAAGUAAGCUUUUAUACAGA
Messenger RNA from Myripristis murdjan (pinecone soldierfish), 6036 nucleotides. It is a transcript of the gene psd2, whose product is annotated as pleckstrin and Sec7 domain containing 2. The record is from RefSeq and is a predicted model, not a curated record. Gene Ontology annotation, molecular function: guanyl-nucleotide exchange factor activity; phospholipid binding; protein binding. Bases 213 to 3053 code for a protein of 946 amino acids. NCBI's taxonomy places the organism in Eukaryota, Metazoa, Chordata, Actinopteri, Holocentriformes, Holocentridae. Gene Ontology annotation, biological process: regulation of ARF protein signal transduction. The transcript is spliced from 15 exons.